AUGAUUGGAAGACUUGCUCAGGCGGUCCGCUCUCUCGAUGGCCGAGAUCCUCCACCAGACAAUACAGAGGAGCUAGGGUUGCCCCCCAAUAGUAAGCAGGCAGCACGAGAGGCGGCCAACAAUGAGAAGCGAAUUACAAUAACGGGAACCGAUCACAAUGCGCUGAUUCCAACCAACGACAAGCUUCUUGCUUUUCGUUCCCUCACAGGCAUCGACACUGUCCCUGCCCUGUCAAGCACCGGCCAUGCUCGGCGCGCUGCACCCAACAUCGGCUUAUAUGCCAGAGUCGUGCAAGCAGAGCAAAAGGCAGCUCACAACUAUCGCAUCUUCCACGGCUUAAUCAACUUCUGUCUUGGGGCUCAAAUGGUCGUCGGCGCGGCGUUGACCGCAAUCGGAGCAGCCAAUGGCUCUCGCCACGCGGUUACCGGACUGGGUGCUAUGAACACAAUCAUGGCGGGCAUAUUGACAUAUCUCAAGGGCUCUGGUCUUCCUGACCGAUACAAAGCUCACGAGAGCCAAUGGAGAGAGAUUCGCGAGUAUAUUGAGCAGCGCGAGCGAGAACUUUGUUUACUGGACUGCACUCUUGACGCCCAAGAAGAAGUUGCCAUCGUGGAGGAAAUGUACAACCAAGCCAAAGCUGAGCUAGAAGAGAAGCCGUUUGGACUUCGUGCGCAUUUUGGAGGGAGUCACCAGUCUCAGCGAGGGACUCAUGAUAGCUCGAUAAGGUCUGUAGUGCAUAGAGCAGCUGUCAAGGUAGCUCAAUCUACAGAUGCACCAGUCACACCGACGCCGCCGCCGCCGCCAGCAUCAAAGAGUUGA
Messenger RNA from Trichoderma gamsii, 819 nucleotides. RefSeq lists its product as hypothetical. Bases 1 to 819 code for a protein of 272 amino acids. NCBI's taxonomy places the organism in Eukaryota, Fungi, Ascomycota, Sordariomycetes, Hypocreales, Hypocreaceae. The record is from RefSeq and is a predicted model, not a curated record. The transcript has a single exon.